UUCUGGAAAAUUAAAAGAAGCAGAGAUUGGUCCCAUGAAAUAUUGCAACUGUUUGUGAUUGGUGUUUCACGUCCUUUACCACCAAUUAGAUUUGUCAUUCAAACAUUAUGAGUAAAAUUUAAAUCUCGCGUAACGUUUUGCGCGGCAUUGCAAAAGUGAGUUGAAUUAUGUUUAGGUUACUGUAAAAAAAAGAAUUGUCUUCAAAAAAACCUUUAUGAAAACUGUUACGCGAAAGAAAUUUACAGUUAAAUCUGUUAUGAUCUAAUAUUUAUAUGUUUGAUUUCUGAACUUUUCAUAUAUAUGUUUUACGACGCUUUUAAUAACGAUUGUGUGAGGAAAAUGUGUUUAGAGACAUGAUUUUUUUUUUUAUCGAAAUUUUUCGUAUAACGAUUAUUGCAAUUGGAUUCAUAAAAAUUAUUAGCUAUGUCGAAAAAUAUUAAAGCAAUUUCAAGACCAAAGGUUAGAUUCUCCCAAUUUUCUGACAAUGUACAAAACAAGGAGAAAGACGUUGAAUAUUGUAAAAAAAAAACAGUUUUGCAAACAAAUGGUCCAAAAAUUAAAAAUAUCGUAACUCUCAAAAAGCCUGUUAAAAUUGUAGAUCCUAAGGAAUUGACAACUGUUUGUAACAAAAAUGUAUUGCAGCAUGAUUAUAAAACAAAGAUUUCGACACACAAUGAUAUUACAUCUGAAAACUUUCAAAGUACAUGUCUAUCUAACAAAAAUGUUUCAAAAAUCGAGGUCUCAAGCGUUUUACAUAAUGCAAAUGGCAUUCAGAAUAUAAAAGAAAAUUGUAAUACAUUAACACUUGAUAAAAGUUUGCAAGAUAAUAUUUUAAAAGAUUGCAAAGAAAGAAUGCAACAAAAGGGAAAAGAAAACAGAGAUGCAAUACUGAAAAAAGGAUUUAAUAAAGAUCUAAGUAAAUCAAGAAAAGGAAGCUCUCAAUAUACAGAAUCAGUUACAAAAACUAGAAAUUAUAAACCACUUGCAAGUAAGAAUAUGCAAAAAAUAAAUACUAAGGAUUCUAAAAAUCUAAAAAUGACAAAAUCAGCACCAAGCAUUAUAAAAAAAAUAAGGAAUCAAACAAUGGAAGGGACAAUUAAUGCAAAAUCCCUUACAUCAAAUGUUAUGCCAUGUUACAAGAUUGUUGCAAAAAAUAAAGUAUCUCCAGUUAAGAAGACUAUAUUACGUAAUACAUCAGGUUCUAAAAUUGAAACUUCCGUGAGACCAGGAAUUUUUCACAAAAAGAAAAGUGAUGCAAAAGCAAGCGAUGCAAAUAAAAAACAUAAUGUUACAUUAGAUGUUGCUGCAGAAGAAUUGGCACAACCAGGAUAUAAUUCCAUUGCAUGUACCAUUAAUAAACUAAAAGAACUUAAACAACAAAAGAUUGUCACAGAUAUCGAUCAUUUGUCAUUUGCACAAAAGAGUUUUAUAAAUGGAAAAAUUUCUACAGCACUGGAUUUUCCAUUGGAUGAGGUAAUUUAUAAAAAUUUAGUAGAUUUAAACAUAGAUGAAAAACAGUUGCCAUCUACUAUUACAAGAAGUAAGGAUCCAGAGCCACGACAAAAAGAUAUUAUACCAAAACUUUCCAACUUUUUUGUACCUGAAAAUAUAAAGGAAAUUUGUGAGGCUGUGCAUGUUAAACCUCGAACUCCAAAAAUUGAUGAAAAUUGGAACGCUUUUAAAAUAAGUGAUAAGAUACUUGAAUGGAAACAUAGUAUGGAUGAUAUAUAAAAUGGUACAGAUAAAUACGACGAAGAUUGUAAGAGAGACAUGUACCAGCCAGUACCAUUCCAAUUACAAUUCCAGCUAUGAUCAUCCUGUUGAAAUUUCAAUAAGUUAACUUUAAUCAUAUUUAUAUCAUGUAUACGAUAUA
Molecule: messenger RNA, 1873 nt
Organism: Cataglyphis hispanica
Lineage: Eukaryota; Metazoa; Arthropoda; Insecta; Hymenoptera; Formicidae
Exons: 3
Coding region: 424-1731 (435 amino acids)
Source: RefSeq, a predicted model, not a curated record